Messenger RNA from Choloepus didactylus (southern two-toed sloth), 1856 nucleotides. RefSeq names its product 5'-nucleotidase domain containing 2 (gene NT5DC2). Gene Ontology annotation, molecular function: 5'-nucleotidase activity. The record is from RefSeq and is a predicted model, not a curated record. Bases 51 to 1766 code for a protein of 571 amino acids. NCBI's taxonomy places the organism in Eukaryota, Metazoa, Chordata, Mammalia, Pilosa, Megalonychidae. The transcript is spliced from 13 exons.
CAGCGGGCUGGCGGACGGUCCGAGGGCAGCGCGGGCGGCGCGCAGGGGGCAUGGCGGGUGCCGGGCUGCGGGCGGCCACUCGGCUCUGGCUGCUGUGCGGAGGCCACGGCGGACAGCGAGCCGCCUCGUCCUCGCCCUCCUGCCCUGGCUGCGGCCCCCCGGGUCCCGGCGCCCACUGCCCGGGCAGCCCGCGCCCCGCGUCAGCCCCGGCGCCCGCUGGCGGGGCCGAGCUCAGCGAGCACCUGUGGGCUCGUUACCAGGACAUGCGGAGGCUGGUGCACGACCUCCUGCCCCCUGAGGUCUGCAGCCUCCUGAACCCAGCAGCCAUCUACGCCAACAACGAGAUCAGCCUGAGUGGUGUCGAAGUCUAUGGCUUUGACUACGACUACACACUGGCCCAGUAUGCAGAUACCUUGCACCCCAAGAUCUUCUCUGCUGCCCGUGACAUCCUGAUCGAGCACUACAAGUACCCAGAGGGAAUUCGGAAAUACGACUACAACCCCAACUUUGCCAUCCGUGGCCUCCACUACGACAUCCGGAAGGUCCACACUGUCUUGCCUCACCCCACUGUCCCCCACCCUGUGCCGUGGCCUGGGCUCAAGGACCACCUUGGGCUGAUGGAGUCUGUGCGUCCACCCAGGGGCCUUCAGCCCGUGCCAGAUGAGGAGGUGAUCGCCCUGUAUGGGGGCACCCAGCACAUCCCACUGUACCAGAUGAGUGGCUUCUAUGGCAAGGGCCCCUCCAUCAAGCAGUUCAUGGACAUCUUCUCACUGCCGGAGAUGGCACUGCUCUCCUGUGUGGUGGACCACUUCCUGGGCCACGGCUUGGAGUUCGAUCAAACGCACCUCUACAAGGAUGUGACAGAUGCCAUUCGAGAUGUACACGUGAAGGGCCUCAUGUACCAGUGGAUUGAGCAGGACAUGGAGAAGUACAUCUUGAGAGGAGAUGAAACAUUCGCUGUCCUGAAUCGCCUGGUUACUCAUGGGAAACAGCUCUUCCUUAUCACCAACAGCCCUUUCAGCUUUGUGGACAAGGGGAUGCGGCACAUGGUGGGCCCCGACUGGCGCCAGCUCUUUGAUGUGGUCAUCGUCCAGGCGGACAAACCCAGCUUUUUCACCGACCGGCGCAAGCCUUUCAGGAAACUCGAUGAAAAGGGCUCUCUCCAGUGGGACCGUAUCACCCGCCUGGAAAAGGGCAAGAUCUAUCGGCAGGGAAACCUGUUUGACUUCCUGCGCCUGACGGAGUGGCGUGGCCCCCGCGUGCUCUACUUUGGAGACCACCUCUACAGUGACUUAGCGGACCUCAUGUUGCGGCAUGGCUGGCGCACGGGUGCCAUCAUCCCUGAGCUGGAGCGGGAGAUCCGCAUCAUCAACACGGAGCAGUACAUGCACUCACUGACAUGGCAGCAGGCACUCACGGGGCUGCUGGAACGUAUGCAGACCUACCAGGACGCGGAGUCACGGCAGGUGCUGGCUGCCUGGAUGAAGGAGCGGCAGGAGCUGAGGUGCAUCACCAAAGCCCUGUUCAACCCUCAGUUUGGGAGCAUCUUCCGCACCUUCCACAACCCCACCUACUUCUCACGGCGCCUUGUGCGCUUCUCCGAUCUCUACAUGGCCUCCCUCAGCUGCCUGCUCAACUACCGCGUAGAUUUCACCUUCUACCCGCGCCGCACGCCCCUGCAGCACGAGGCCCCGCUAUGGAUGGACCAGCUGUGCACCGGCUGCAUGAAGACACCCUUCCUCGGCGACAUGGCUCAUAUCCGCUGAGGGUACCUUUAUUGUCCGGGACAGGCCCCAGCCACCCUGGGCCUGUGUCCAGAUGAGCAAUAAAGGCCUCUCCUUCCUGCACAUUCCUCA